Molecule: messenger RNA, 1709 nt
Organism: Daldinia loculata
Lineage: Eukaryota; Fungi; Ascomycota; Sordariomycetes; Xylariales; Hypoxylaceae
Exons: 2
Coding region: 121-1407 (428 amino acids)
Molecular function (GO): RNA-DNA hybrid ribonuclease activity; nucleic acid binding
Source: RefSeq, a predicted model, not a curated record
AAUUUCCUACUGCGGUAUCACAUUCUCUAGGUUUUCAUUCUCCCACGCCAAACUUACUUGUUGAGCGCUCUUUUUGUUUAUGCAACGACCUAAAUCGUUCUCGUAAACAACGCCGCGACCAUGUCUUCCCCUGGUCAACAGCACCCCGCUCUUGACCAGUCUUUCGCCACGAACCAGCAGGUAAGUGAAUCAAUGGGCCAAGCAACCGGCCACAGCGCGGGCAACGAAAUCGAUACAGACUCCAACAUUGAAGGCGCGUGGAUUCUACGACGACCGUGGCACGCAAAACUGCCCUUUGAUCGACUACAGAUAGGCGGAUCAGCUCAGCUUCCCAACUUUACCAAGCAGGAACUCAAGGCUUUCGUUAAGACUAUUAAAACAGAGGCACCUGAACAAGAUGAGGAGCAGAUCAAUGAUAGUACCAUAAUCAAGUUUGUAGCCAGACCGCAUGUGGAUGCUAUUCGAUACGCAGUUCACGCAACAGCAACCCAACCUCCCCCCAGCUCUCCGCGCCUCGUUAUGUUUACAGAUGGAUCGGUUAAAUCCAAGUACAAUGUUGGCUGUGGUAUUACUUAUAUGCGUACCUACGGCUCUAACCACGACUGGGUCGACGCGGCCUAUGGAUCAAAGGGGAUUUCCAAUUUCCUAGAUCAUGAAGCCAUAGCACUGCACAGAGGUCUGUGGAUAGCCUAUUACGAGAUGAUGGAUUGGGCUGGACGAAUUCCCAAUCCUCUCAAUGGUGGUCGCACUAGACCACCAAAGAUAAUCAUCAUAACUGAUGGCCUUUCCGGAAUCCAGCGCUUGCACUACAGCUAUUGCUACACCAAGAUGGAAGUUAAACCGCACAAUAAAGCUGCAAUCCACGAAUAUUUGGUCUAUCCUCUCGAGAAGCUCGUGAGAUUCGGCAGCAAGGUCGAAAUCCACUGGAUCCCAGGACAUGUCGGCGUUGAAGGAAACUCCCGAGCUGAUUCGUUAGCCUCGAUAGGAGCUGACUAUGCCAUCAAGUAUUCUCGUUCAGCCGGCCUUGGUAUUACAAAUAUGAUGCUUCCAUUCUCAAACCGCUUGUUAGGUCAAAAGGCAAGACCAGCGUAUCCGUUUCACCUAGGCAAUCCCAUGAAUGAUUUCAUCCAUUGGCGCAAAGAAGAAACGAGAGUGGCCAUCCAAGAUGCAUUAAAUUCAAAUGGAGAGGGAAGGACUGCGGAUUUUGUUGCAUGGCUAGCUAAAGCUAGUUUAUCUAACAAGAUCAGCAAGGCCACACUGAAGAUGCUCAAAAAGAAGAAGGUGGUCGAGGAUAGGGCCGCCAAAAGGAAGGCAGGAAGGCUCCUUAGGAAGGCUGGAUUGGUUGGUUGGUUGGUAUAUUUAACGCCGGGGCGAGGGGGAAGGACCAGCCCUCGCAAACCUCCCUAGGGGUAUGCGGCGUGCAGAGCUAUCUAAAAACUAAUAUACAAGGUAUCUGUCUAUGUACAUACUGUAUUGUUGGUCUUUUAAUAUCCUGCAAAUCUAACCUUAAAAGGCACACAUGAUGAUGUUCCAGCCGCUCCCGUUGGCUCCUCCGGGUGAGCUCGUGUUCGGUGUAAAAUUGGUAUUCGGGGGCCGCCUACUGAGGCGCCGUUGGUUCGCUUUUAAGCCAUUCUGUAUCACACUUUCGGGGGUGUGAGGUCUAUCCUAGCCGUAGACACCGUCCCAUUGCGGUUCGGCUGUCGGGCAUG